Messenger RNA from Apis mellifera (honey bee), 4550 nucleotides. Its product is annotated as protein embryonic gonad. Gene Ontology annotation, biological process: regulation of DNA-templated transcription. Gene Ontology annotation, molecular function: sequence-specific DNA binding; DNA-binding transcription factor activity; zinc ion binding. The transcript has 4 exons. The record is from RefSeq and is a predicted model, not a curated record. Lineage: Eukaryota; Metazoa; Arthropoda; Insecta; Hymenoptera; Apidae. Bases 2039 to 3307 code for a protein of 422 amino acids.
UGCGCGUACAAUUUCAGGUCCACGGAUCUUCACGGAUCAGUCAGGCAUCGUACGAAGAAAUCGAGUUGCAUCCUCGAGUAGGAGGAGGAGGGCGAGAAAUUAACGCGAGUUCGAAGGAAAGGACGAAGGAGGAGAGGAGUUUGCAGCUCAGUCCGCUCGGCCGGCGAUCGGUUCUCUGCGGGGGCAUCACCGGCGACACGGUGAAAUAGUGGAGGCUCGAGAGUGGAGGAGCGCACGACCUCGGCCGAGUGGGGAAGAGAUGGGUGGCACCUGGACAGCCGGUCUCGAGGGACCAGGCAGCGUAGGAUUGGCGGAGAGACAGGGGCCAGCCGGGGCCCAUUGGCAGGCCGGGGCACAGGCGUGUAUCGAGGGGCAGGUACGAAUGGCCCCUACCAACGGGGGAAAAUCGGUUCCCGUCGGUGAACCCGUGGCUCUCCUUAGGCGCCUUCGAUGCAGUCGAACAGGUCGCAGCGAUCGCGAAGCGCCAGUCCUCUCCCGUCCAUCGACGUGGCCGCACCGUGGAUCGUGGAUGUUCGAGAGAGACAGAAAGAGGGAGACGAGAACAGAGGGAGAGACACGGGGGAGAGAAAAAGGGGAAAAAAAAAAUCGGGGACGGCCGGGGAAGGAGGGACGGAGAAGAGAGACGAUUGGAGAGAAGGAGGCGCGGUGAGUAGAGGAGCCACGCGAGUACGAGCGUGGAUCAUCCGGAGCAGAGUUACUCGGGUGAAGCUCAGUCGAAGGAUUUGCAUCGAGGGGAACGGGUGCUUGAUUGAGUCGGUCGCGUGCCUUCUUUUUGAGAAAAGAAGAGGAGAGACAGAGAGAGAGAGAGAGAGAGAGAGAGAGGAGGGGAAAAAAAGAAAAAAGGAAGAGAAAGAUAAAAAAAAGGUGUAAAUCGAUCGCGUGACAUCGCGCUGAAAAGACGUUGAAGGAAAACGAGGCCGAGCAUCAGCAGCUAGGAUUUUGGAGAGAGAUUUUGUACGUGUGUGCACGUUGUAGUGUGCGGGUGUCACCACGAGCCACCGCCACGUGACCGACCAGAGAAACAUUGGGAACAUUUAUUUUUUUUUUCCGGGCAGUGUGUGUCGUUCAAGAAGAAUCCAACGAUUCGUGAAGAUUUCUUCGACUGUCGAGGAGGAAGGUUAUGGUGUGUAACGUGUGAAAGAGGACUUGGACAAUUAGAUAAUAUAUAUAUAUAUAUAUAUAUAUAGAUAUAUAUAUAUAUAUACAUACACACAUAGAGGAGAAAAGUUAUUUUUUUUGUUCGUUUGUACAGUGAACCGAGAUACCGGUUAGCCUGCUCGCAGUGUUAUCAUCUGACCUCUAAGGCAAUAUAAUAAUAUAAGGAAGAUUGAUGAUGAGGAGAGAUCUUGUUCAGCAGGGGCUUCUUAAUGAAAUCUACGUAAUAUGGUUUUAGAGGAGGAUAAGCCUCGUUAAACCGUGCAACCUUUAGAUGACAUAAUAUACUGCAGCUUUUAGCGCUCGGUGAUCGUCAGGUGCAUCGUAUUUUAUAUCAUCAAGGUAUAAUAUAAAUAAUCUCUUACAUAACCGUUCCGCUCCUCGCCUCUUAUUCUUGACGCAUCAUCCCGGCAUCGAGACGCGUUAUGUCUCGUGGUAAUAAAACGGUGAUAAUUCUUUUUCUUUCGAAAGGAGAGGAUUAACCGAUUUCGAUAUUGCAUAGAAAGAAAAUAAUAUAAAAUAAGAAAAUAAAGAAAAAAUCUCACCAUCCGUCCAAGCGACGAGUAUAUAUCGUAUUCCAAGGGAACGACGACUUCCGGUAAAAAUGAUUCCAAGAUUCUCCUUCGAAGAAAGAGGAGACAUGGCGAAUAGGUCAUUGUCGUGGUGAAAAGAGAAACAUGGAAAAGGGAAAGAAAAAAGGAAAAAAAGAAAGGGAGAGAGAGACACCUAUAUCGUUGUCUGUUCCUUCGUGGACGGGGAAAGGAAAAGAGGAUGGUCUCGGCUCAUCAGCAAGCGGAAUGAAAGAAAGAGCGGGCGUCAAACAACUGCGUCGAGGAAAAAACUUGGAAACCUUAACGAACCCAUGAACCAGCAAUGCAAGGUCUGCGGCGAGCCGGCGGCCGGUUUUCAUUUCGGGGCGUUCACGUGCGAGGGUUGCAAGUCUUUCUUUGGGAGAACCUACAAUAACUUAGGCAGUAUAUCCGAGUGCAAGAACGGGGGAGUGUGCGUGAUAAACAAGAAGAACCGUACGGCGUGCAAGGCGUGUCGCCUUCGAAAAUGUCUGAUGGUCGGGAUGUCGAAAUCUGGGUCGCGGUACGGCCGUCGUUCGAACUGGUUCAAGAUCCAUUGCCUUCUCCAGGAGCAGACGAACGGGAAUCAGAGCGUGACCUCGGGCGGUGCAUCCCCGUUCGGGCCGGGUUUCCUGCCGGGAUUCCUGCCCCAGGCACCUGGCCAGCAGAGCAGCGGGAUUUACGGGAAAGACGGGAAGGAUCGCGCCUCGCCCAGUCAAGAGGACCUGGCUCUUCAAUCCCACUUGUUGCACGUGGCGAUGCUGAAGCAGGAACGGGACAGAGGAAACAAGUCGCCCCAUCCGGAUGACGUUGCGCUGCAGAAUCAGCUUCGCCUGUUGGCGUGGCAGAAAGAACGGGAGAGGGUGGGCGGCAAUCAACAGCCGCCCGGAACACCGCCCAGAGAUACCCUAACGCCACCGUUCUACAAACAGCAGCAGCAACCCCAACACCCCGUCUCCCCGAUAUUGCCAAUGAAUUUCACGCAAAAGGACGGCGUCCCCACCAGCCCGUCGGACGUGUUCCGGCCUUUCCUGCCCACCUACAAGAGGACGGCCGACACCCCGAGCGACAGCGGGGCGUCGUCCGUCGAAGGGGGCGACGGCCAGGACACCGAGUCGAGGAGUAACUCGGCGUUGAGCUACUUCAAGGCGAGCACCUCGUCGCCCACGUUGUCGGAACGCGAUUUCCCGGCGAAGAAGAUCAACGCCACCGUCACGUUAACGACAGGAUUCCAUCCUCAUUCCAGCCUCAGCCUGAUAUACCCACCACCUGGCCUGAUCACGCCUGCCGCGUCCCAACUCUCCCCCCGGGGCGGGGAUCUCCUUCUGGUCAGCCCGAGCCCUGGCGGCCUCGCCGUUGAACAGGACGAGCCGAUAGAUCUGAGCGUGAGAUCGACGCGGAGCUCGCCGAAACCGAGCCAAUCGGCCGAGGAAGACAACAGGUCGAACGAAAUUGAGCGCGAUCGUGACAGCCCCGCGAAGGAGGAGACAACGACGAAGAGCAAGCCGUUGGAUCUGACGUUGGGGGUGAAGAGGCCUGCGGAGUUGCCUAUAUCGUUGUGAGCUUUGGGGGGCGAUCUUCACGAAGGUUCACCAUGGGCUGGUCCCAGAACAACUCAACUCGGCGCGCAUCCGAACGGUGUUGGCGAAUUGCCUCGUUCGAUGCCGAUCGAAUCGUUCAAUCGAUGAGCAAAGUCGAAGUAAAAAAAAAGGAGGGAGGGGGGAGGGGAAGAAGAGAACACGUGCAAAGAAAGGAAGAAGAGACGUCGAGGGAGGGAAAAUCGUGGAGGGAAAAAGAGAUCCAUCGCGAAAAUGUGUUCAAAAAAAAAACUUGUACAUAUACGUAGUUGACAUCGAUCCGAUUCGGAAGACGAGAGAAUUAAUUUAUUAUUGUGACCGAAUUAAUUAUAUACGUGGAUUCAGCAUCUUUCUUCUUUAAUCCUUCGCUUCGAUACGUUGGACGUUUGUGUCCCAUUGUGCUCAGACGCGGGAAGAAAGAAGCGGGAGAACGGAAACAGCUAGGCGAAGUAAAUCCUUGUAUAAAAAGGUAGAAAAAAGAAAAAAAAAGAAAAGAAAAAAAAGAAACCAUAAAGUCGCGGAUAUAUCGGCCAGUAGUGGAGUGCCUUAAUAUAAUAUAUUUAUAUUCCUGAAUAUCGUAUAUUGUAUAUGUAUAUUGUAUACUUGGAAUGGACCGCUUUAGAAUCAUUUUAUUUUUUUAUUGUUAAGCACGAUCCGCAUCGUGGAUUUAUUAGUCAUUCAUCAUCGUACAGCGAAAUGUAUGUAUAAUAUCGCGCGGUGAGCGCGGUGAAGUCGAUCAGUGAUCAAAUCACGACGAUAUAGGCCAGUUAAUAAAAUUGUGCGAGAGAGAGAGAGAGAGAGAGAGAGAGAGAGAGAGAAGAGGAAAAAGAUGCGCGUGUAAGUUAAGAGGGGGGAGGAGGGGAGGAUUGCGAAUAAAAAAAAAAUAUCGCUUCUAUGCUUCCGCUUGGAUCUCUCGACUGGCGUUAAUUGGCCAACGUUUUUAUCCAUUGCUCUACUCUUUCAAGAAUUCUUUAUAUCAGAUUUAUUUUUUUUUUUUUUUUCUUUUUUUUUCCCCUUUCCUUUUCUGUACAUAAUAGCAUGUAAGAGGUGAAGCGCACGAGCGGCCAGUAACCAAACAUAAUGCGAAAUUAAAAUAUUUUUGUUUUAUCUAUUACAAACAAGCUUCUGUGUAGUUUCUUCUAAAAAAAAGAAAAAAAACCUUUCUCUUCCUUCGUCACCUGUUUCGACGAAAUAUAGAGGAAAUAUAGAGUUGUUUUUCUCUGUGUAA